Molecule: messenger RNA, 2988 nt
Organism: Linum trigynum
Lineage: Eukaryota; Viridiplantae; Streptophyta; Magnoliopsida; Malpighiales; Linaceae
Source: the annotation of a GenBank genome assembly
CACCAAUGUGGUACAAGAUAAUUUUUUUAGGUGUAAACAAGUGUCAUCACAGAUUUUGAGUGAUUUUUUAGAAAUGUCAUUUUUUGGAUUUUGAAUACUACAGAUCACAGAAUCGUCGUGAGGCUAUUCUUCCUCAAUGAUUAAGUCUAUUAAGUACCGUUUUGAUGAUGUGGCGAGUUUAGUGUUUUUCCGGUUGAUUAGAAUAUUUCGUUUGCCACGUUAGUACUUAACAGACUUUAUUUACGGAGAGUGACCACACUUGAAAUAUUAAACUAAUCUUAGUGACCACGAUGAAAUUAAAUAUUUUUACCGACUAAACUGAACACUUUUGGUAAUUCCAGGACCAAACUUGCAAUGUUUCCGAUUAACUAUAUUUCUUUACCAUUUCGUAUCUUUCGGUGGACACUUUUUUCCUUUUCCCGAUUCCUUCUCUGCAUUUUCAGUUUUCGUCGUCACUCUCACUCGCAAACACUCUCUCUCUCCCUCCUCCUCCGUUUUCUACUCUCCCCUUCUCCUCCAAGCAGCGCAACCGCAGCAGCCGGAGAAGGGAACGAAAGGCAGGCCGCCGUACCGAAAAAUGCCGCCGAAUUCCGCCGACAACAACGCUCUCAACGGCGGCCACCACCACCAUCACCACCACCAAAGAAAACCACCUCCGGCGCCAGCAGCAGCAGGGCCACCACCAACGCCUCCACUCCCUCCUCCUCCUUCCGCCGCCGUCACCGCUUUCGCCCCGCACAACCACCACCACCACGGCGACCACGGCGGUGGGCACCACCACCACCAUCCUCGCCACCACCACUACCACCCCUACUACCCGUCCUACUCCACCUCCUCAAAAGCCUCCGUAAAGGGCUGCUGCUGCUGCCUCCUCCUCCUCCUCUCCCUCCUCUUCCUAAUCGCCAUCGCGGUCGCGCUCGUCGUCGUCCUCGCUGUGAAGCCCAAGAAGCCCCAAUUCGACCUCCAGCAGGUCGGCGUCCAGUACAUGGGGAUCAACACCCCGACCCCGACCGCCUUCGACCCGGCCACCACCGCCGCCGCCUCGAUCUCCCUCGCGAUUCACAUGCUCUUCACCGCCGUGAACCCGAACAAGGUCGGGAUCAAGUACGGCGAGUCCAGGUUUACAGUCAUGUACCGCGGAAUCCCGCUCGGGAAGGCCUCUGUCCCUGGGUUCUUCCAGGAAGCACACAGCGAGCGGAAAGUUGAGGCCACCGUCGCCGUCGAUCGGUACAGCUUGAUGCAGGCCGAUGCGGCGGAUUUGAUUAGAGAUGCUUCGUUGAACGACCGGGUGGAGCUUCGGGUUUUGGGUGAAGUCGGAGCUAAGAUCCGGGUCAUGGAGUUCGAUUCCCCUGGUGUUCAGGUAUCGGUGGAUUGCGCAAUCGUGAUCAGCCCGAGGAAGCAAUCUGUUACGUACAAACAAUGUGGAUUCGAUGGACUGAGCGUCUAGUCAGUUUCAUCCAUCCUUGGUUACUAUAUAUUGCUAACACAACUUAAGGUUCUUCUCUCCUUUAUCCCUGGCCCUGAACCCUGAACAAGAAGAAGAAGAAGAGAUCAAAAGAAGGUGCAGAGAAGGGGGAAGAAGAAAGAUGGCAAGCUGGAAAAGGAGAGAAGGGUGUGGGAAAAAAAGUGGAGCCAUGAUCUUCUCUCGCAGUUGCUGCACAUGGUUUGGUGGACAAAGGGCAAAAGGAAAGCUUCUUACUCUGUUGGUAGUGGUGGAGUAGUGGAUGGUGCUGAAGAGAUGAUUAUUACUGUAUUAUUAUUAGCUUUGGGGAAAAGAAAGAAGAAAAAAGGCAAAGCUGGUUUUGGGAAGGUGAGGGAGAAAAUGGCGAAGGUCAAGUCUUCUUCCCUAUGAUUCUUUUUAGGGUUUUUUUUUCCUUUAAUUAUUGUUUUGUUGUGUUGUUCUCCAAAUGGGUUUACUUCGUUCUGAAGGAAGGAAGUGAUGGAGUGGAGUAGGAUAUGUGAAAUGUUGACAACCUGUAACUACAAAAGCUCGAUAUUUUUUUGUCCACUCCACUACAUUUCCACAUCUUUUCUUUGCUUCAAUGAUCCCAACCUAAGGUAGUAAGGUUGAUGUUGCCUUAACUACUUGUUUAAAAAUCGGAACUUUAGCGAAGUAUAUUAAUCAAAAUGAGUGGUUACAUUGUCCAGCACUGACCGAUCAACUAGAAAAAUCAGGGGUCUAUCAUUCCAAACAACUUAAUUACAAUGUGUUUCUGGAUGGGUCAUAAUGUGGACUGUCAUAUUACCUUCGCGGGGCGGUAAUGCUAGGUGCUAUCACCCAAACCACCUAGCAAACACCUUAUACUCCAAUACAUUGUACCCUAUUAUGUGUGUGCCACCUUGACCAUUUUAUGAGAUAAAGUAUGAAAGUCAAUCACCAUGGCAACAUUUGUAUUCACUUUUGCACAACCUCGAUGACUGACCAAGCGGAGCAAGGGCCUCUGUUUGGUCCGCUAGUGACUGAUAUGAACGGUAGUCUUCUAUGAAAAACUUUAUCGGGAGGUACAAUCUCAUGCUCGUCCAACUUUUGCCCAUUGAAUAACGGAGCAUUGCGCUCCUUACAAAAGAACCAGAAACUAGGUUGUCAAUAUGCGGGUAAAAGAACUGGAGAUUGAAAUAAGGAUUCGGGAUAUGGAAAGAAUUGGGGAGUAAAGAUAGGGAUUUAGAGGAGAAAGAAUGAAGUGUGAAGUUUAGACUAGUGUGAGAUGGGGGAGAGAGAUAUGGGAGAUUAAUACUCUGUUUCCGAAGGAAGGAAGGAAAAUAGAGGGGAAAGAAAAUUUGGAGGGGAGAGAAAUGGAGGGAAAGGAAAAGUGGAGGGGAGGGAAAAUGUUGUUUUAUGAAAAAAAGUGAAAGGAAAGGUGAGAGAGAAAAAGUAUAUUGGGAAGUGUGAUAGAUAUGUUAUUUUAUUGAUUAUGUAAUAGUAAAUUAAUUUAAUUAUGUCUUAAUAUCAUUUUCAUUAAUUCUGAAUAAUGAAUUUAAUCUAUUCUU